UUUGUGAUCUCUAAUCUCUCAUGCUUUCUCUGCCAUGCAGUUUGCCUCCGGAUCCAGAUCAACCCCCAGAAUAAAGGCGAGUUCCAAGGCAUUUCACCGGAGCGGGCAUUUGCCGAUUUCCUCUUUGCCAACACCAUCCUCCAUCUUGUCGUCAUCAAUUUUGUUGGCUGA
This is a messenger RNA of Opisthocomus hoazin, 171 nucleotides long. The record is from RefSeq and is a predicted model, not a curated record. Lineage: Eukaryota; Metazoa; Chordata; Aves; Opisthocomiformes; Opisthocomidae.